AUGCCAAAACGCAAGAUUCAUAAAGACUUUAAAUUGCUUACGGUUAAAAAGUUGAUACAAGGCAAGGGCAAAAGUUACCGUACCGUGGAAGUGCCACUGGCAGAUGCUUUUCAUCCAAGACAAAACCGAAAAGCCUCCACAAAAAGCCCACAGGAAAAUGGAAAUCUGCUCGAACGUCUUGAUGGUGAUUUUAGGCGAGUGAGAAAAGUCAACUCAGGAACCAGCCAAUCCGAUCCCAAAUACAAUAAUUACAUGCUCAUUCCAAAAGAAGAGUUUGAUGACUUUGCUCAUGACUAUGAUGAUUGUGUCUCUUCUGAUGCUCCUGAUUCUAGCGAUUUCGAAACUGGAGAUGCUCAAAGGGCCCAAAAUAAAGCUUGUCAACUUGACACCACAGGGGUAUUUGGAGCUGAAUGUAUGGCCGGCUUUCUGAACAUGAAACAUGGAGAACGUCAGCAGGGUGCAUCAAGAAGAACUCCAAACACUACCAAGAGGAAAACAAGUGCAUAUCACUGUUUUAUGCAACAGUAUUUGUCUUCUGAAGGCGGUUGUGACAAAAAGAAGAGAUUUAAACAAGCUGCAGAAGAAUGGAAGAAGUUAUCAGAAGAGAACAAGGCUCAAUACAUGGAAAUGGCCAGCAAGAUGGGGACAAAACCUCCUCAAGUGUUGGGAUCUACAGCCACCUUCCAGGGAUAUGUGAAGAAAAUGGCUGGUUGUGUGGAAACAAUGUGUUCACAAGUAGAUGAGCAAUCCCUUGACUGGCUGCUGGUAUGCAGUCACCCAAGAUUGGGACUCCAAGGCACAUUUGGGAGUAAAUUAGGGAAGGGUGUUGGAGAAGAGUUGAAUGUUGGCGAAAGGAUGAUUGCAGCCGCAAUAAAUAAAGAUAAACACGCUUCAGUAAGGCAAGCCAGUCGUGAAGAGCUACGCAUUAGUGUGAUGGAGCUGUUCAAUGAAAAAUACAAGGCAGUCACUGGGAAAAAGCAGCUGUCUUACAAGGCUGUCCAGGAGGGCAGAGUGAUAUGUGAUGGUUUACCACCACAAAUCCCUCUGAAGAAGCCGACAGCUUAUAGUAAAAAGGCCCUCCAAAACAUCCUUAUGAACAAGGACUGUAUAUCAUUCAGAGUGUCCCCACAGCCUUCUUCAGACAACGCUUCUACUUCAACUUGCCAGGCAGCAGGUGGAGUUAACACUGAGAUCCACCCUGAGCCUGCUACUUCUGGUAUUUUGCUGUCUGAAGUAAACACACUCGAGCAAGAAGUAGAAAUACCAGAAGACUUGGCUACCCUUCAAAGUAUGAUGGAGCCAAAUAAAGACACAGAUUCAGAUUUGUACAUAGUGGAACGCAUCACGGACAAGAAAAAUGAAGGAGGAAAAUUGUACUACUUAGUUAAGUGGCAGGACUAUAAAAUACAAACCUGGGAGCCUGCCUCGAAUAUUCCCCCCGCAAUGCGUGCUGCGUACCAAAAUAAGUAGUGAAAGGUAGCGACAACAUUUGUUUUUAGUCAACACAAUGCUUUUAGUCAACAUAAACCACCCCAACUCAUCAUUAUCAUUACAUGGUAUUACCACAAAACUUUACUGUGGGGGCAUUCGAUUAGCUUCCCUGGGUCGACCCUGAUCUACCCUGGUACAUUCGAA
This is a messenger RNA of Asterias rubens (European starfish), 1635 nucleotides long. RefSeq lists its product as uncharacterized. The transcript has 11 exons. The record is from RefSeq and is a predicted model, not a curated record. Lineage: Eukaryota; Metazoa; Echinodermata; Asteroidea; Forcipulatida; Asteriidae. Bases 1 to 1470 code for a protein of 489 amino acids.